UGGUGCCUCCAUAGAUGAUCCAUGGGGUUUCUCGCGACGUAAUCGUCGGGAUGAAAUUCCCCUAGAGACGCCGCAGUGUUUUCAAUCGCGGCAAUUACCACGGAAUGUGGUAGCCCGGCUGCUUGGAGCCGGACGGAGGGGGUGGGAAUAAUAAAACGUUAGAGGCGUGUCGGCGUCCGUUUUUUUAUACGCGUGCGACGCUGUGCGACUCCGAGAGUCCCGGGUUUUGCCGAAUUGCUCCAGGUACCGGUCUCCUACCCAUUGGCGGACCCCCAGUUCCCCCCCCACCCGCCUGGUGCUCAUCGCCUCGACCGGACCGCGGAAUGUCAAGGGUGCACGUGACCGCGACGCCGCCGCCGCGACGCCGCGAGAAUGCCGUGGACGCACGGCGAUAGCGUUCAUUCCGUUCAUAGCGUAUCCUGACGAAGCGGUGUGGACGUAAACGUAAACGUCGGGAACCGAAACGUCGCGAUACAUGUGCCCGUCGUUUGUCCGCGCGCGAGGGUGGGUAUGCUCUUAUGGGGUAGCGAGCGGGCGGUAGCCUUUGUCGUGGAAUGGAGACGGAGAGCGUAAAGUCCGGGGCUAGCGAGCAUAGCCAUAGCCACCACAGCAGGAGCUCCCAGAAGCAUCAUCGGUCCCACAGCUCGAAGCAGCAUCACAGGCAGCAUUCUCACCGCACCGCUAGGAGCAAUCGUAGUCAAAAGAAGGAGAGACCGAAUUUGGACACUAGCGAAAUGGCACCGUUUCAAACGACGGUGAACGUGCGGGGAGACAGCGUGGACAAUUUGGGCCAGGAGGUGAUCGAGGUGCAGAUACUGCCGCAGGAUGAGAACUGGGGAGAGAACACCACGGCCGUCACCGGCAAUACCUCAGACAGGUCGGAAUCGACCGAGGACGUGAGCCACUGGCCGAAUGAGACCGACGGCACGUUCGGUUCUGGCUGCAAUCGCUACGUCGGUCCGAUCGUAGCGACGAUACUCGGGAUAAGCGCCUUCCUUAGUCCUAUAGCCAUGGUUAUCUUGCCUAAAGUGGGAUUCUUCCCCGACUCGUCGACGGUACUGACGAUGCAGCAGAAAUUGCAUCUACUGUCGUGCAACGCCGAGUGCAAGGGCGAGCUGCUAGGAUUGGCCUUCAAACUGGUGCUACUGGUUAUCGGUAGCUGGGCAGUAUUCCUGCGUCCGCGAACCGCUACCAUGCCGCGCAUAUUUUUAUUCAAGGCGGGAGUGCUGCUACUCACCACACUGUGCAUUUGUACUUAUUGGCUUUUUUACGUUGUACAGGUCACCGAGAGUGCUAAGACUGUUGCCAAUGGCGAAAUAACAGAGUACAAAAGUUUAGUAAAUUACGCAGGUACCCUUGCCAAUACGCUCCUGUUCAUACACUACACCGCAGUGCUCCUUAUCGAAGUUCGUCAUCUACAGCCUACGUUUUAUAUUAAGGUCGUUAGAUCACCAGACGGUGAAUCGAGAUCUUACGCGAUCGGCCAGUUAUCGAUACAGAGAGCAGCCGUGUGGGUUCUAGAAAAAUACUACACAGAGUUUCCGAUUUACAAUCCGUACUUGGAAAGAUUGCCGGUCUCGAAGUCAGGCAGGAAGCAGUCGAGUUUCAAGUUCUACGAGGUCGACGGCGGAGUGACCGGCGGUAUGCAGUCGCGCGGUGGUAGCGGGGACCGAGCGGUCCUGGCAGCGCAGGCGCGUCGUCGCGACUCGAGUCACAACGAGCGCUUCUACGAGGAGCACGAUUACGAGCGACGAGUGCGAAAACGCCGCGCGAGACUUGUCACCGCCGCCGAGGAGGCAUUCGCGCAUAUCAAACGUUUGCAUUCCGAGGUAGAUUCCACGCCGAACCCCGGGCCGAUGGAUCCUAUGGAAGCCGCACAGGCGGUGUUUCCCUCUAUGGCGAGAGCUUUACAGAAGUACUUGAGAAUUACUCGGCAACAGCCGCGUCAUUCGGUAGAAUCUAUUUUGAACCGUCUCGCCCGGUGUUUGGCUCAAGACGCGGCGCCGCGCGCCUUCUUGGAACCGUUCUUCGCUGCGAGCCCGGUGCUGUCGAACGAGAAAGAGAGACAAAAGCGAUCGCAUCAUUGGGCCUUGGUGUGCGAAGGGGAGCUACCCUCACGCCCGAUUGCUAACGGUUGUGAGUUUCAGUUGAGACAGGGCGAAGUGGCGCUUUUGUGUACGGCGCAUAGAUUACCGCACUUUAAUCUCACCGAACAAUUGGCACAUCCCAAAUCGAACAAAUUCCUUCUGCGAUUAAACUCGGAAACCUCUGUUUAAGAUACUUGAUAAAGUUCGGUGAUAAGAUUCAGAUAUUUAUCUUCAGGGCAGCGAUCAUGUCUAACUUGUCCCCUAGGGCGAAAACGUGAAAAGUUUUACGUGAUCGAUCCCCUGAUGUUUAUGAAGUUAAAUGAAACUAUUCCAAAUAUCCCAAAAUGAGUAUGCUUGAAAAGAUUUUUAGCACAAAUGAUGUUUUAGUCGAGAUGAUGUUUAAUAUAAAAUACUUCCUGUGACGAGAGAGAGAGAAUACUGUUAGAAGCUUUAUUUUGCGCUGAAAACAUGAUGUGAUAGAUAUUAUCUUGCUUCGCGCGGAAAGCAUUUUUUAAAUAUUAUUUCAAUUAAAUCUUAUUUGUGCCAAAAAUUCUUCCAAAUCUUCAUAAGACCGAAGGCUAAGUCUCUCUUUUUAGAAUAUUAUCUAAAACUUAUAUUCUAAAACAUGGCCUGUUAUGCAACAGUAUAAUAGUAUUUAGACGUUCUAACGUAAUAGACUGAGAAGCACUGAGAGAAGCACAGCAGUUAGGAAAAUAAUUUGCCAUUGCUUUCUUGACAACAUUUAUGACAUUAUUUUCUCUCUUUGAGAAAGAACCACAAUGACAUUAAUAAGUGAUCUAUACUUCUGAACAUACCUUUGAGUAAUUAUUACGAAGUAAUAAUUAGUUUGUAUUAUAAAAUACUCAGUUCAUUUUUUAUCUUUAAGACAUGCGCACGCGGCACACGCGUACGUAUAUUUAUUUAUUCUAUCAUAUUGCAUAUCAUGAAUUGUAUAUAUGUACACCUUAAAUAUAUCUAACAGGAUUUUUAAUGUGUAUAUAUACACGUACUUAUUUUGAGGCAAAAUGUAGGCUAAUUUAAAAACAGUGAUUCGCCUAAAUGGUCAAUCAUACGAUAAGUGUCGGAUCCAUUCGGAUUCAUAAUAUAAUUAUUUAUCGUUUUUUUUUAAUACGUAUUUUAUUUUUACGUAUUCCUGAGUAAGUGUACGUGUUAAAUUUCUUUUUUCUUAUUACAUAUACACAUUUUUAUUCUCAAAAAUGAUAUUGGUACAUUAUCAAUCCAGGGAAAGCAAAGUAAUAAACCAAAUAAACGAUGUUCAUUCUGUUUUAGAUCAAGAACGAACAGAAUAUUUUUUUUCAUCUAUUGCAUUGUAAAUGUAUUUUAGUUAACACAAAUCCAGUAGGUGAUGGAUGAGGAUUUGAAUACGAACGAUUAAAUAAUCGUAUUGAUAUCUAUGUUAAUUAAUACGCAUUCCUAAGUUUGUAAACCGUAUUUGUAGUAUCGUGCUUACACGAAGGAGAUAUGGCUUUAAAUAUAUAAAAUUCAUACGUAUGUGUUCAUACGCUUAUGCGCACAUAUAGCAGCACACACACGAUUCAUAUAUUUCAUUGUUAAGGGAAAAAUGUGAAACUCAUAUCUUGGUAUCCUGUGUUUUGCAAUGUAACGGUACGCACAGUAAAUAUACUCGACAUUUAUAUAGCCUUUUGUACUUUAACGUUUUUUAAUAUUAUUUUUAUUUUGAUAUAGUGUUUAUUAAGUACACACGAGUGGUGAAUGAAUUACUAGAUGAUAGAAAAUUCCAAUACAAUUCUCUGUUAAGUUUGUCCACCUCAAUUUUCAUUAUACUUGAACAUUUCUGCGUUGUGAUUAGAUAAGAAUUAUGCUUUAUUGAUAACUUAUAUAUCUGCAUACAUGCUGCAUGCGAUUAAAUUGUCCUCUUUUUUUAUUUACUCUUAAAUGUUUGUUAAUAACAAUCAUAAUACAGAUAAAGCAUUGUGAAUAUUUUACGGGGAAAAUUUGAAAAUAAUUUUGUAUACUAGUCAACGUUUCUUUAUGUUUAAUUGAAAUUUUCCGUCUUCCUACAAAAUCUGUAAUCACUGGAAUGAUUAUUAAGCACAAACAUUUACGAGUAAAUUAUGAAAAUUAAAGUACUUUUAAACACGAGUGAUUAAAUACGUGGAUUAUACGUAAUAAUAUAAUUUAAUAAUUAAAUCUCACUAAUUACAUAUCUCUUGGCGCGUAUCUCUAAGCAGAUUUAAGCGCAUUCUUCCGUAUUAUUUGAUAGCAGAGAACAAAUUUGCGUAUCUUGUAAUAUGUGUAUAGCAAACAGAAAUUCCAUGAUUGGAUUAUAUGUAUAUAUUCAUGCAAAUCUCUUAUCAUUGGAUAAACAUCGGAUAGAUGAUAGCUUGAAUCACAAGCCUAAUGGGAGAAGCGAGAUUUUUAUAUCGAGAUAACUAAUAUUGUUGAAUUUCUUUAUCGCAUUCCGAGAUUAUAGGUCUUCAUCAUCAUAAUUAAUAAGAAAUUGGAAUUAAUAAGAAAUGUAAAUGCGUAUGUUUCCUAUGAGGACAUGAGCUUUCCAAGAAAGCGUACAGUUUAUAAUAAGCACACGUAUCUUUAUGCUUGUAUAAUUUGUUCACUGUAUUGUACGCUUUGCUACAUUUGUAAAUCAUAUAAGAUAAAAGUAAAUAGAAAACACCUUCGGAAUUUUUUAGACUGCGCUUAAUCGACGAACCUUGACUUAAAAAACAUUGAGAUCAAAGAAACCGACAGCAAUUUCUUUAUAACUUGGAAUUAUUAUGAGUAUACUCGUAUGUAUUUUUUCCACCGAGCUUUUGCUAUGGGUGUCUUUUUUUUAUUUAUGUGUGCUCGUGAUGACUGUGUACUAUUUGAAAGAUGAAAUAUA
Molecule: messenger RNA, 4950 nt
Organism: Temnothorax curvispinosus
Lineage: Eukaryota; Metazoa; Arthropoda; Insecta; Hymenoptera; Formicidae
Gene: Vang
Product: vang-like protein 2
Exons: 4
Coding region: 555-2276 (573 amino acids)
Biological process (GO): multicellular organism development; establishment of planar polarity; Wnt signaling pathway, planar cell polarity pathway
Cellular component (GO): plasma membrane
Source: RefSeq, a predicted model, not a curated record